Molecule: messenger RNA, 1161 nt
Organism: Triticum turgidum subsp. durum (durum wheat)
Lineage: Eukaryota; Viridiplantae; Streptophyta; Magnoliopsida; Poales; Poaceae
Source: the annotation of a GenBank genome assembly
AUGCGAAUUGAACCUGCUGCUCCGGAAGACAGCCCACCACAUGCAGGCGUGGGGACACUCCGGCGCUAUAUAUCUCCCGGCCGCCAGUCGAGCAGCAGCAGCAGUUCAAGCUUCCCCUGUUUAAUCAGCCACCUAGCCAUCGUCGUUUCUUGCAUAGCCAAGGAGAGAGGCGAGAAGAUGGCGUCGAGGGCUGCGACGAUGGUGGCGCUGCUGCUCGCGGCGGUGGCGGCGACGUGCGCGCGGGCGCAGCUGCACGAGAAGUUCUACAGCGAGUCGUGCCCCAGCGUGGAGGACGUGGUGAGGAGGGAGAUGGUGAGGGCGCUGUCCCUGGCGCCCAGCCUCGCCGGGCCGCUCCUCCGGAUGCACUUCCACGACUGCUUCGUCAGGGGGUGCGACGGCUCGGUUCUGCUGGACUCGGCCAACAAGACGGCGGAGAAGGACGCGCAGCCGAACCAGACGCUCCGUGGCUUCGGCUUCGUCGAGAGGGUGAAGGCCGCCGUGGAGAAGGCCUGCCCCGACACCGUUUCCUGCGCCGACGUCCUCGCCCUCAUUGCCAGGGACGCAGUAUGGCUGAGCAAGGGUCCAUUCUGGACAGUUCCCCUCGGCCGGCGAGACGGCAGCGUGUCCAUAUCCAACGAGACCGACGCGCUGCCACCCCCGACCGCCAACUUCACCGUGCUCACCCAGCUCUUCGCCGCUGUCAACCUCGACGCCAAGGACCUGGUCGUCCUCUCCGCCGGGCACACAAUAGGGACGUCGCACUGCUUCUCCUUCUCCGACCGACUCUACAACUUCACCGGCAUGGAGAACCCCAGCGACAUCGACCCAACGCUGGAGCCACAGUACAUGAUGCGGCUAAAGAGCAAGUGUGCCAGCCUCAACGACAACACCACCCUUGUGGAGAUGGACCCCGGCAGCUUCAAGACCUUCGACACCGACUACUUCAAGCUGGUGAGCAAGCGGAGGGGCCUCUUCCACUCCGACGGUGCCCUCCUCACCGACCCCUUCACCCGCGCCUAUGUCCAGCGCCACGCCACCGGCGCCUUCAAGGAGGAGUUCUUCGCCGACUUCGCGGCCUCCAUGAUCAAGAUGGGCAAUGCCAAUCCGCUCACUGGCAGCCAGGGCGAGAUCAGGAAGAAGUGCAGCGUGGUGAACCAUUAA